AUGGCGAAAAAAGCAGUGUUAAUAGGGUGCAAUUACAAAGGCACAAAAGCUGAGCUCAAAGGCUGCAUUAACGACGUCCGGCGAAUGCACCGUUGUUUGAUCGACCGGUACGGCUUUUCUGACGAUGACAUUUCCAUUCUAAUCGACACAGAUAAAUCUUCUACUCAACCUACCGGCAAAAACAUCCGGAAAGCGCUCUCUAAUCUCGUUCGAUCCGCUUCUUCUGGCGACAUUCUGUUCGUUCAUUAUAGCGGUCAUGGCACGCGUCUUCCGGCUGAGACUGGGGAGGAUGAUGAUACUGGUUAUGAUGAGUGCAUUGUGCCAACUGAUAUGAAUCUUAUUGCGGAUGAUGAUUUCAAGGAGCUUGUAGACAGAGUACCUCGUGGAUGUAGAAUAACAAUCGUAUCAGAUUCUUGCCACAGUGGUGGCCUCGUUCAAGAUGUUGAAGAACAGAUAGGAGAGAGCACUAAUUCUUCUUCUGAUAAGAAGGAUGAGUCAAGUUCCGGUUUUAAGAACUUUUUGCAUCGCACUGUGGAUGAUGCACUUGAAUCUCGUGGAGUGCACCUCCCAUCUGGACUCCGCCCUCAUCGUGGACAGAAAGAAGAUGUUGAUGAUGAAGAAGUUGACCUAGGAUAUGGGGAUCGAGGCUACGUGAAGAGCAGAUCCUUGCCCGUCUCUACCCUUGUAGACAUACUCAAACAGCAAACUGGCAAAGAUAAUGUUGAUGUUGGGAAUCUGAGGCCAACCCUCUUUGAUGUCUUUGGAGAUGAUGCAAGUCCCAAAGUCAAAAAGUUUAUGAAUUUUAUUUUUGGCAAAGUUCAAAGUGGUGGUAAUGGAGAAGGCGGAGGGGGAUUAAUGGGGAUGGUGGGAGAAUUCAUCAAGAAAAAGCUCAAUGACAACGACGAGGGCUAUGCAAAACCUGCAUUGGAGGCAAAGGUAGGUAGUAAGCAAGAUGUUUACGCGGGAGCAAGCAAAAAGGCACUUCCAGAAGGUGGAGUCAUGAUAAGUGGUUGCCAAACUAACCAAACAUCUGCUGAUGCUAGCCCUUGUGGAAACUCUUCUGAAGCUUAUGGCGCUCUCAGCAAUGCAAUUCAGGCCAUAGUUAAAGCGAAAGGCGGGCAUGUUACUAAUCACGAGCUCGUUACCAAGGCCAGGGAAAUGCUGAAGAAAGAGGGCUACACCCAGCGUCCUGGUCUUUACUGCGACGAUCACUAUGUGAACAGUAGUUUCAUUUGUUAGUACAUUUUACAAUGAAGCAAUUGCUCUGAGUUAUUUUCAUGACUGCUGAUAAAAUUGUAAUGACCAACUGGUUUUGCU
Molecule: messenger RNA, 1317 nt
Organism: Daucus carota subsp. sativus
Lineage: Eukaryota; Viridiplantae; Streptophyta; Magnoliopsida; Apiales; Apiaceae
Product: metacaspase-4
Exons: 2
Coding region: 1-1239 (412 amino acids)
Biological process (GO): proteolysis
Molecular function (GO): cysteine-type endopeptidase activity
Source: RefSeq, a predicted model, not a curated record